GUCGCCGGCCCGCCGCCGGCCGCACUGACAUGUAGCCCCGCGCCCCGGGCUCGUCUCACAUUGUCUUCCAGCGGUUAUUCCGCCAUGCUAUAGUUAAGAAUUUAGCAUUAAGAAACCAAGUCUUCCAUUAGAUAAGUAAGUAGAUUAAGAUGCAACGGGGUCGGGGCACGCGUCGCGAACAAAACAAUAGGGUUGUAUUCGAGCGGCUGUGGCGCGGUACGUUCCAAGCGGUGGUGGCCGGGCCGCAGCGGCGAGCGCGCGCCUCCUCGCACGACCCCGCCGCGGACGCGUCCGUGGUGCCCUCCGGCGGUGUGAUGCCUCACACGCCCGCCGCCAGCGUCGCCGACUCGCUCGAGCCGGCGCUCAGAACCAUUAUCGAAGGCCUCAGAAAAUCGUGCUGCUGUCGAUGUAACUGUUCUGUCGCGGAACGAAAUUUUAACGACAAUUUGCAGGUCUGUCUCGCCAACGAUGACGAGAGGAAAUCUAUGCGUUCCGUGAUAAGGUGCGCACUACCUUUUAUCGAUUACUUUUCUAGCACGCUAGACAUGUAGGUCGGCGCAGUGCAGCCGCUCAGCCAAUAAAUGUUAAUUAAAUUUUUAGCUUACCUAUUCUUCUUUAAUUGAGCCAUAAAUAAUUUCACAACGGCCCCGAGCGUGCUACACUCCGCCGAUAAUGUUAUUUACAACGUCAAAGGCAUCUGAAUGAAUAAAACGAAUGAUUCUAAAAUAUUUUACUCUUUCCCCACUUCUAGCGCACGUAAGUGCCGUUCAGGUAAAUAUUUACGUUCCUCGGUAGGUCAACAUAUAAUAGAACAUUUGAAAUGCACAGGAACAGCUGCUAUAAAUCUUUAGAAAUCAUAAUACUAAAAAUCUAAAAGUAGAGCCAAGUGCUUAGAACGUUCACAAAUCUAAAAAUAAAUGUUUUGUAAGCUGUUUUUCUGAUAUAUUAUUUUAACUAGUAAAGCGAUUCCUUUGGUAUAAGUUGAAAACUAUAUUAUGUACAUGGCGGUCGUGUAUACCUAUUGAUCCAUUUAAG
Messenger RNA from Manduca sexta (tobacco hornworm), 1035 nucleotides. RefSeq lists its product as uncharacterized. The record is from RefSeq and is a predicted model, not a curated record. The transcript has a single exon. NCBI's taxonomy places the organism in Eukaryota, Metazoa, Arthropoda, Insecta, Lepidoptera, Sphingidae. Bases 150 to 551 code for a protein of 133 amino acids.